AGUCCUCUAGAGCUCAGAAUGAUCGUGGUGCUCCAGUUCAUGGCCUUCUGCAUGGCUUUUGUUUCUACCCUGUUCCUGAUCAUUGCCACCUGGACAGACUGCUGGAUGGUGAAUGCUGAUGACACCCUAGAGGUUAGCCAGAAGUGCAGGGGACUGUGGUGGGAGUGUGUAACCAAUGCUGAACACGGCAUAAGGACAUGUGAUCAGUUUGACUCCAUUCUUGCUGAGCACCCAUUGAAAAUCAUCCUGACGCGGGCUCUAAUGAUCAUAGCAGAUAUCCUGGCCAGCUUUGCCCUCAUCAUUCUUGUUCUGGGCCUGGACUGUGUGAGAUUCCUAAAGGAGGAGCCACGGAUUAAGUUACGGAUGUGCUAUAUGGCAGGCUUUAUAUUUGGAAUUGGAGGUAUUCCUGGUAUGAUUGGCUCAGUAUGGUAUGCAGUUGAUGUUUAUGUAGAAAGAGCUACCCUGGUCCUUCAGAAUGUCUACCUUGGAAUCCAUUAUGAAUUUGGCUGGUCCUGUUGGUUAGGAAUGGCUGGAUCAACAGGCUGUUUUCUAGCAUCUAUAGUACUAACUUGUUGUUUAUAUAUCUUCAGAGAUAUGGGAUCUUCUUCAAGAUACCAGCGAUCCAUCUAUCAGUAUGGCAGAACAGCCAAGGGAAAGAUGUAUGCCAUGGACUCUCGUGUUUAAUAUUUUAGUAGAAUAAGAACUUGUAAAACACAUCAAUCCACAAAAACAGACAGUGAAAUAAGAGAAAGAAAGCAAAGCAAGAAAUGCUGUCUUUACUAUUUGUUAUGAAAAGACUAAUAUCAGAGGUCAAAGCAUGGACUGAUCUACAUCUUGCAGUGUGUUACAGAAAUGGACAAAUUCACACACUAACUGCUAUGAAAUGUCAUGGGUUUCAGAACAUUUCUUGUAUCACUUCAUGCCACCUUUAAUAAGCAAAUACGGGACUAUCAUGAUAUAUAUAUCUGUACGACUGAGUUUUCUGUUUGUUUGUUAAUUUUUUGUGUAUUUUUUUUCUUCAAUCUUUAUGUAUUAGACUAAAUCAGACGAGUUUCAGUCUUCUGUCAUGCCUAUCAAUAAGACUGCAUACCAUGAAUUGAUAGAUAAAUAUUUAGGCCUUUUACUUGACAGAGCUUUUUUGCUUGCCAGAGGUAAGCAAUGAUGAAUGAACAAUCAAAUUAAUAAAUGAGUUGAUUCAUAUUA
Molecule: messenger RNA, 1203 nt
Organism: Protopterus annectens (West African lungfish)
Lineage: Eukaryota; Metazoa; Chordata; Ceratodontiformes; Protopteridae
Product: claudin-16-like
Exons: 5
Coding region: 19-684 (221 amino acids)
Biological process (GO): cell adhesion; bicellular tight junction assembly
Cellular component (GO): bicellular tight junction; plasma membrane
Molecular function (GO): structural molecule activity
Source: RefSeq, a predicted model, not a curated record